Molecule: messenger RNA, 1080 nt
Organism: Bradysia coprophila
Lineage: Eukaryota; Metazoa; Arthropoda; Insecta; Diptera; Sciaridae
Source: RefSeq, a predicted model, not a curated record
GUUGAUGACAAUCAUCUGAUAUUUCAAAAUUCUCCGUUAACAUAAUUGUUUGGUAAGAGCUGAUGAAAUCAGUUACAUAAAAGGAAGUCGCUGUAUUCUUGCGUUGCAACAUAGUUUUAGUCUUUUGUCACUUAAAUCAUGAAAUUGCUUGUAGGCAUUGUUUUAAUUAUUCUCGUUGAAGUUUUCGGAGUAACAGACAUUCACCGAUCUAAAAGAUUUCUCAUCUUCCCUCCGACUUCACCAACCAGAAUGCAGAUUAUCGUCGGUAUUGGUAUUCCGGUACAAUUAGAAUACGAAUCAGUUACGUUCGGUUACACAUUUAAGGCAGAAUGGUUCUUAGCAGAUAACACCACAUUGCUUAACCACUUUCUGGAGGAUCCGUUUAAUCCAAUAACACGUCCCAUAACAAACAGACGUAGAAGACAUGCUCUACUUCUUGCUAGCAAUGAACACAAACUAACACAUGAUCCAAUUGAAAUCCAAUCAAUUGAUACUGAGACUAAUCAGACGAUCAUCGAUGAUCGAUACGAAAAAUACGAUGUGGAAGCCAUUGAAAUUGACUCAGGUUUAAGCGGAGUUGAUACUGAAGACGAUAAUGAUCUGUACGGAUACGGUACGGACGAACAUGAUGAAAUUCAUGAUGACGAACGCGAUGAAGAUGAUGAAGACGAACCAGAUGAUCAAAAUGAACAUUUUCACUCAACAUACAAUGAUUGGAAUUCCCAUCCGAAAGAUCUUUCAACCGCGCGAUGGACUUUAUUUAAAGGAAUUGAAGUUUUGGCUCAAAGGAAGGGAUUAGCCGGACGCCCGUGCAUGCUGAGAAGUAUUUGUGAGUCCGCACAGGCUCCGUUUUCGAUUAAAAGUGGCAUUCUCGGAGAGUUAAUGCACAUUAUUAUGACACCGUCGCUUACAGAAGAUACUAUAGUCGACCAUUCGCAAAAUGAAUACCUUCGUGCAGAAGAGAUUGGAAGAUCCGGAGAGCCUUGCGAAAAAGUGUUUAAAGAAUGUACGACAUCUGUGCUGGAUCAAUUUUCUGGAAUUUAUAGUACAGUGGAGAAUUUAAUAAAACUUUUCGGCUAA